AUGGCCGCUACAUCGCAGUUACAGCUGCCUCAGCAUGAAGCGGAUACUGAGGAGUCCGGUCUGUUCCCGGACUUCCGUGUCCGGGAUACUGUCCUGACAUCUCAGCACCAGUCUUCUGCAAAGGCAUUUGAGAUGGAAGUGGUUGAGCUUCCAGGCACGGCUUGCGUAGACGGUCCAGGUCUCCGCUCCGUACAGGAGCGUCGUCAAGACGGCGGCCUUGCACAUCUUCAGUUUGGUGCUCAGUCGAAGGCAGUGGCGAUUCCAGACGGAGGGUUGCCGCCCGCCAAAGACCUGGUUGACUUUGGAGAGCCGGCGGGACACCUCAUCGUCGAUCUUUGUGGUGCGCGAGUGUACUGCCUAGAUAGGGCGAGUCGUCCUCGGUUUCGAGUUGGUUGGCGUUGACAGCGAUCCGAAGAGAGUUGUACCCAGCGUUUAGUGACGGUUGGUGCGUGACCAUCGUUUUGUUCGUGUUGAUUGACAGGCCGAAGUUGUUGCAGGCGAAGGUUAAGGGGUUCAUGCUCAUUUUCAGACUCCCUUGUCAGACCCCAGUAGUAUGCGUGAGAUAGACACUGGUACUAGACAUUAUGAUGGCCGUGUCAAUGUGUAACCUAUGCUACGAAAUUGUGUUUAAAAAAUUCUAGUUGCGAGGAGAUGCACUUUUGACCGGUCAAAGGUUCUGCUACCUCCAUAGGUUAUCCUUUAUUUGUCUUCAACCGUUUUGCUGUAUUGGUGUAGGCGAAAAAACUCGCAACAGUCCUCCCUUGUGAGCUGCACCGCGACGCUUUGAAGGCUGGCACUGGCAAACUGCAAUGAAAGGCAAUCAUCCGGACAAGGUGCACUCGUAACUCGAAGCCGUCUGAACGAGAAAUGGUGAAUGCUGUCAGAAAUACGUAAACGCAAAAUCCAAUAAAAGGCCCUGGGACUUUAUGUACACAGCACGUGAUCCAGCCUGAGUCACCUAUUCGGCCUACACGCAUUUAACUCAGAAGACCCUGAAUAUAAGUUGAUGACACGGUUGCAAGACUAAUUCCGAUUGGGACUAUUCAAGGUGACACAAAGCAGGAUCCUAAGGGUUCGACUGUCGAGUAAUACUAAUCCAGUAGUCGACAGUGAGGAACGUUUAAGUAUUGAGCGGCUUAUCAUGCAGGAUCGUUAUUUAAAAUGGGUAAAUGAAGAAAAGAUGAUAAGUGCCGCUCCAAACUGUGUUUUUGUAGCACAAUGAAAACCGAAACCGGGGAGCAAGUGUGUGUGAAUAUACUAGUGUGAUCCCGCCAAGGCCUGUCCUGAUGAAACUGCACUUGCAUACUGCUCGUUCCUACCUAUUAGUUCGUUCUCAUGGGCGGGGUCAAAGGCCUCAUUGACGCACUCACAUACACCGACUGCACGCGUCGUCUGGAGUUUGGCCCAUUUGGACGACCUCCGCUCACAUGUGUCGCUCAUUGCGUCCAGCGGUCGACAGCUUGACAAAGGCUGGGUGUAUACACGUGCGUACACGUCGGUUAAGCGUCGUCUCCAGUCCCCCUUAUAGGGCUAGAGCUUUUCGGUAGUCUAUCAAAGACUGCGCGCACACAACCACUGCAUCCAUCUUGCUCUGAAGGCCAAGCGCGGCCAAAUGUUGGAAAGUUGCUCAGACGUCCAAAAGUCUGAUAUCACGACCAAAAAUUGACUCACGGUAAAGAUCGGAGCUCCUAGUACACGUUAUUGGUGUAUAGGAGACCUGAUUUAGACGGAAGGGAGACAAAGAAAAGUGCUGUAGAACUCAAGUCAGCAGUAGUCGUAUUCGACUACGCAUAUUCGUGUGCUAGAUGGCAGACGGCCACAAAAAAGUACGGUUUUAUUCGCAACAACUUAAGGAUGUUUUAAAUGCAGUUAUUUACUACAUUUAUACUAGGAAAUUCAGCAAAAGAGUGUAAGUAAGUGAUUUGUGACAGUUUGCAAUGACGUUACUCAAACUCACUAUCUUUGUCUGGUAAAAAAAGAGUCUUUAUAUGGCAUUGAGCUACCGCAAUACGGUAACAUUAUUGAAGAAAUUACGUUUUUAAGUUUUGACGGGACAAUAUGCCUGAAAUUAAACACGAUCAGACUUUAUUUAUGCAUCCUUGGGUCGGCAGUUGCAUGUAUAGGACUUUCACUGUACAGCCAAUAAAAUGAUAAAAGCACAAAAACAUGCGCGAACGGACUAAGUGAAAAUGUAAGCGCAAGAUGUAAGUUGAAGUAUUUCGUUCCUGUGUGCAAUGACAAGCGCAUGCAAUUGCUUCAGACAGCAUAAAUUCUCAACCCGACAAGUUAAAAAAAGUGAAAACGCAUUAAAAUGACUGCACCGUUAGCGUUUGAUUAUGUUAUAAUAGAAAUCAGGCGAGAACUUACGGGUCGUUUGCUGAACGAGCGAAACUGAAGAACGGAAGACAGACAUCGCAAACUACUCCCGAAAACGCGGUUUAUAAGUCAUAUAUUCAAACAAUCUCUGCAAAUUGAUUGCGGACGAUAUACGACUUAAAUUUGAAAGCUAUGGCCUUGUAAUCACACUAUCAAACUUUAAAACUACACACCAGCGAAGCAUAAGCUGAAACACUUAAUGAAAAUAGAGAAUUGUGGAAGGGUUACUGUCGGGACAGCAGACGGAGACGCACCUCCAUUAGAAUCAGGUUAACAAGGGGGGAGAAGCUGCGAAAGGAUUAGUAGGCAAAGCAAACAUGACAGAAUGUCGUAGAGUCCCCUUUGCCCUCAAUCAGUUUCUACCUUUGUCGACUUCUCGAGCUGCAAAUUGCUGCUCACCUGGACUUUUUCAGAACCUUUAAGUUUUCUGUCGUUGCAUGAUUUAUUUCCGUUGUAUAUGUACAUGAAUUGCUAAAAUCAUAUCUUGAAAAGGCCUGCUCUAAAAUUGAAUGCUUCUUUGCGCAAUGAUCUCUUCUUCACGGAUCUCAGGAACGUGUGUUCCUGCAACCUUUCCUCCUUCAUAAUGCUACCCGCGCACAUAUUUCGUCAUUUUUCUACUGUCACCACAGCAGAACUGACGUACAGAAACCCCUAUGUUUCAAUCGCGAUCAUUCUUUUGUAGAUUGAUCGUGAGGCCUGAUCACGCGCGGACUAUCACCGACUGACAUCAAUCUGAUAAGUCCAACCUACAUUUUCCACCUAUCUGUUUCGUUGUAUAUUAAUGCGUAGGUAGUUUUGCAGUUUCUUUUCUUCUCCCAGUUAUCCACACCCAUGUUUUGCGUAUAUUCUUGUGCCCACAGAGUUUCUAAAAUUUUUGCUAUUUACUAUUUUUCUAUCGUUCGUUAUCCUUAGUUUUUGCCAACCUGGUUACAGCAUCAAUACCCUGUUAUGCAUUAUCUCUCACACGCAAUAAACUGUUGGCAUCUUCCACCCAUCGUCUUAUACUCACUGCUAACUUGUGCGCCUGCAAGCGAAUGUCUGUGUAAUGGAUACUUAAGGUACGAACACUCAAUAGCCGGAGUCUCUGAACAAGAAACGGAAGUUGUACUCAGACUCAAGUCACCCCCACUCUGUUCCAUCCCGAGUACGCAGGACAUGAUACCACUUUUAACAGCGUGAUAUCUGGUUAACAUAAUCCGCAUCCCGCACUCUUUAGAAUCUGAAUAUUAUUGUCAAUAAUUUCAUCGAAUUUUCGCUCAUAAAUUUACCUCUUAGGUGUUGGGCGUUUCCCAGCACUAACUAAUGGAAGGCCGUGGAAAUUUGGUAGUUUGUCAUAUAUUUAAGAUUUGUAUUUUGAAAUUCCUCAAGGAACUUGUCAGCUAUUUUCCUUUAUCCCUGUUAACGUUUUUUUUUCGAAGUCCAUCGAUGCUGGAACACUUAUCGCUGAUUGUAAUCUGAUGUAAAUUACUUCCCUCCAGAAAACCGUAGACGUCAUUGGCAAAAAAUUAAAGACCCUCAUACUUAGCGGACAUUGACUGCAAAGUCAUGAGUAGAAUUAUAAAAGAUGGAUUGUUGUACAGCGUAGAUAUUAAUAGUUUGCUAUCGCACUCCUGCAAAGGCUUCCAGAACCUAACCGGAGACGGAUCCAAACGUUCGAGGAUAGACACGCAGGACACAUCGCUUUCAUUGACUGUGAAAAGUCUUUUAGUUCUAUGCCACACCAGUGACUGCCAAAAACUUGAAAGAAUGCAAAACGAAGGUUACUUGUUAAGUAAUUGAGCAACCGUUUAAAGUUAUUGGGGUAAAAAGCUCCGAUGCUGAUGAAAGGAUAGACCGUAAGUAUAAUUUUAUGUAGCAUAAGAUUCCGAAUGCAAAUCGGCUAUUGAGGGUGCGCGUUUGUUUCUGCAACGUUGUGGCUUGGGCUACCAUUCGCCAAGCUAACCAAUUGUGCUGGAUCAGCCUAAUGCGCUGAAACUACUUGAUCACUUCUCCUUAAUAGAAGUUAAAUUCAUCUUGUCGAGGAAAGACAUCAUUGGAAAUUUUUUCAUAAGUGCCGUUUCUCUGUUUGCCCGGAUCUCACAUGCAUACACAGAAGACUAAACAAAUUGAAAAUGUCGAAAACCAACGCCAAUUUAACGGUCCCUGUUGUCAUAUCGAAUAAGUAUCAUCCGAUAUAAUUUGCGGCCUCACCACGUCAUGACAUAGUUAAUUCUAUAGAGUAUUCAAUAUUUCUAAACGCAACAACAUGUCAUGCAUACAAGCACUCCGACCGAACACACCGGCAGCCUCUAGUAAACCAAAGCGAGUACCUAACUCGAAUACAAGUCCGAUUGCAACUUCAGCCAAUCGUGCACUGGGCAAAUCCAGUCAGUCUAAGGAGAUACCGGCUAAAUAAUUGUCCAGCUGUCAUUCUGACAGUCUCUUUACUUGAAAUAAUGAAUAAAAAAUAUAAGCUCUAACAAUUUGGUGAGAUUGCAUCCGGACUGAUUUAAGAAGUUCACCAGUAUGCUGUCCGGACACAGCAAUCGUUUUAAGCAUUUGCAGCUCUCUCUCUUCCUCUCUAAGAGAACAACAGCGAAAAGUUUAAAUUAGACCAUUUGGCCAGAUUUUGCAACUGAACUUGUCGAAGUUGGUAUGGCCGACAAAGCCAGAAUACCCAAGCCAGGAGUCAGGGAAGACGGAUCACGCUGGACGACUAUACAGAUGCGUAAGAGCGUACAAGUGGCCGGGUGGCCGUUGCCACAAGCUAUCUCUCCGGAUUAGUUCUCUGUUCCGUGUCCGCCGUUGAGGUUAUUAGACCGCGACGCGUAUGUGCACCUUUCGCUCUGUCCCAGUUAGCGCCCUCCGGUUAAUCGGAGAAGGGGGGACGUUUACUGGCUGCGGGUUGCCGAGAGGCUAGUGACAAGCCACGCGCGGUCCCAGAAGUGAAUUGACAGGGCAUAUGGUGUGGAUAGCAGGGCAAAUAGGCAAAAGCGGCGGGAAACAAGGAAUUGAGGCAAUUAAGAUUGAGAUUGCUUGGCACUGUUAGGCUCCAUCUCGCAAAAUAAUACAAAAGAACAAACCGGCCGGAGCAUCCAACCGAUUUCCCCGCAACAAUUAUCCAUAAAUACUCCGAAAAGAUUUUUGAUUUCGAUCGCAUGUUGACGAGACGAAAAUACAUAUUGGGCCUUUUUUCAGCUGGAGAAGCAAUUUCGUAUCCGUGCUUCGUCCUUGCCCAGGUAUUCGUAUCCAUUACACAGGCAUUCGGCUGCAGACGUUCAAGUAAGUAGUGAGUAUUAGACGAUGAAUGGAAGAUGAAAACAGUCUAUUGGGUGUGGGAGAUAAUAUAUAAGAGGGUGUUGAUGCUGUAACCAGGUUGGCAAAAACUAAGGAUAACGAAGUAUAGAAAAACAGCCAUGAAAGAAAACAUUAGGAACACGACAUGUACAGGGGUACACGCAAAACACGGUUCAAAAAUCUUGAAAAAGACAAAACUGUAAAAUACAUAAGAAACAAUGUACAACAGAAACAGAUAAAUGGAAAAAUGCCGAAGAAUGGACUUAUCGGAUCGACUGUCAUCGGCGAUCGACGCGAAAGUUCAGUCCUCACGAUCGAUCUACAAAAGAGCGAUGGCGAUUAAAACAAAGGGGUUUCUGUCCCUCAGGUCUGCUGGGCCGUUCGUUUUCUGUUGCCAUCGAAGCCGGAAUGGAUACUUGCUGCCUAGAACAGAAAUUCGGUUGAGGUGAUGCUUAUGGGUAAGGUUGGGACCUACGUAUUCAGGUUUAGUGCUCAUUUGCCCAGAAACUGUUAUGCAUACAUACGCGAUGGUAUCAGUAGCGACGACUUACGCCUGGCUAACGCAUGCUUACGAAUUCCUUGCAUAUGAGCUUUGAGCAUCUCGUACCUUACCAGUAUCCAAAUAUAACUUACGCCGUCGCAGUGAUCUGAUCAAAGCCGGCAUUUUCGCCAGCAGUUUUUUUUUCUCCUGAACCCUCCAAACCAUAAAAACCAUCAUCAACUAUAUUUUUAUACUUCAGGAGUUUUUUUCACUGCUGGUCGGAUUUGUUUUUAAUUGCUUCCCUUGACAAUGCCUGUAAACCGGCAUUUAAUAAUAAAUUAAAUUAAAAAAAAUUAAAAUACCUGCAUAUCCGAUAAGUUACAUAUUCGUUUGUUUUAUGUCCGUUCUCUCCUUGAUCGUCGUUACAUUUCGCUUUCCACCAUCAGGAUUUUCUCAGGUUAAUCCUGUGCUCUGAUGUAUGUAUAUAUUCUCCUAUCGAUACCUAUUUUGUUAGCUCCUGAACUCAACACAUUAUUCGUUUUCUACUGACGUCCACACGCGUUUAUAUACUCAGUUAUAAUAAAAUUCAUCAUCAGUGUCUGCCUAUACAAUUCCUGCCUUACGUGUAACUCUGAUGUGUUUGAGGCUGUAUGUGAAGAAUAUUGGAUGUUCCAUGCUCAAAACCUCAAGUUAACCCUCAGGUUGUAGAGGAGACUGUUCCCAUCAGGUAUCACUUCGCCCCAUAUUGAUUCUUCCGGAACGGACGUUACAAUACAAGUGGAGUUCCAUUUAUAUUAAAAUCCGUUACGAAAUGCUGCAGAGUUGCUCUUCAUGCACUCAACUCGCUCAACGAAUUCUACCUUCAGUCUGUGUUUUGUUUAACCCGCUGUUGUUAUGGUUACUUUUGAUAGUUUGUGCUUUUGAAACAGCGUGAUGUCUUGUGACUUGGCUAGCGGUCGAGUUUCUGUGGGCGAUCCCGAUCAAAGAGGUGCUGUUUUGUUGCCAGAUUAAUUUUUAGGUAAGAGACACUUCCAGGUGGCAAAUCGGAAGACUUCUCUAUACGGCUCUGAAAACGGUGGAGAAAAUACGAAACCUAUGUUUACAAAUCAUAAGCGCGCUACGAAUCCGUACAACAAGCACUUUCUUCUAAAGUUCUAGUCGAUUGGAUAAAAAACAGGAGCGCUCCCAAAAAUACGGCGAUUGGUGGACGCCAGCACCUUCGGUGGUUCCCCAACCAGUUAUAUUUUUUCGUUCAUUUACUUAUUUACCAUCAUUAGGGUAAAGAAACAUAUUAUGGCCGAAUGCGCACGCCAGACUUAAGGGAAAAUGCACAACUUGCGGGUAUCGCAGUAAGAAUCUACACACGUUGUAUGUUUUAGGGUUUUUCGCUUGCUUGUGACGACUCGCGGACUGAAAGUGCUUCGCACUCUCAAACUUGUGAGUGUUCUGCAUUCCAAUAUCCAAAUCACGAAUUUUGUCAGUCUGGAGACAUCCAAAUUCAUUUAUAUUAGCAAUCUUUCCUGUAGCAACAUAAUUGUUGGUCGUAAAAUUCCUGAGAACAUCAGGUAAAACCUGUAGGCAAUUUCCGACGGAUCUCUCGGGGGUGGUAUGGAGGCUAAUCUGAGAAGCGUAACUAAGGCGUAGCCAUUCACAAUAAAACAAUAGUUAAAACGGGUGGCAGGAAACUUCACCCACACGAUGUUCCCAGCCACCAUACCAUAAUUAUGGUAUGGUGGCUGGGAACAUCGUGUGGGUGAAGUUUCCUGCCACCCGUUUUAUGACCUAGGAUCUGUGAACACGGUUUUUUAGUUGGAAUUAUUAGCUGGUGCUCGACAAUCAUUUUAACCGUUUCCUUUGAGAUGCCGACUUUGUCAUUUCCUUCAGUGGCGCGGUUGGUUUCAGCAGAAAACAAAGGUUUUGUGCAUAUAAGGCCACGGUCAAAGAUGCUUUGCGUUGCGGCUGUACAUUUUGGCUUCAUUACUCUGCUGGGCAGAAGAUAAUCCGGUGCGGUUGCUUCUGUUUACGAACUGUCACAAACGUGCGUCUCACCCCUACACAGUUAAAGGCCAUCGUCUCAGAUGAAUUUGCCAGGUCUUAUGUCCAUCCAAAUGGUAGCUCAUCCGCGAUUUCAUUUCCACGAAUCGCUUUUAUAAAUACGAAUUAAGGCCCAUAAACUGAACAACGUAUGCGAAGUAUAGCGAAAACGUUGGUUGUGACUUAGGGCAUCGCAUGGUCUUCCCUUGCAGUCGAGUGUUUAAAGGCCUUGAAGUCAUUUAAAAUUGAAACAAGCUGAAGAACGAAUAAUACAUUAAUGAUCUGCAGCACCCAAACAUAGUCAUCUUACUUGAGUAAGAGGCACCUUGAGCGAUUAUGCUAUUGGACCCAACGACUCCCGGCGAUAUUGACUGUUCAGAUGGAAAGAAAGCAUAUAACAUUUGAAUCGCUUAUAUUAUUAGCUUGUUCCACGGAAUUGUUUGACUUACUUUAAGCAACUUGAGCAUCUCUAGAAGAGGCUUUGGUUUGAGAAUGUGUAGCUGGAGCAUAAAGUCCUGCAGGCUUUUAUAAAAAAGCGACGCUUUUGCAUACAUUGGUUAAAAUGCACUGUGACAACGUCGAAAAAGCUCUCUUAGGACAGACGAUAUAAAGUUAUUCGAAAAGAUGAGAGAAUGAAUAACGUUAUGCCAGAGGGUCCAAGGACCUUUUGUUUAGUAUUCGAACGUAUUUCAGCCGAAUUACUGUUUGACAUUGCUUCCCAAUGUCCGGCGGUCUAUGAGGUUGUAUUACUUUUCUCGACACCAUCCUUACAACCCUAGCGGUGUCGAGAGGUUUGACUGUCACGACGAGAACUGCUGCUACCUUCGCAUUAUAAAAAUGACUGCUCCCAGAUUCAGCGGGUCACUGUCCGUUGUCAACUUCUCUAGUUCACACCAUUGCCGAUAUUUGCACAGUCGCAAAUAGUCGCUACAUGACCUCGACAUCCAAAGAUCCGAAGGAGUGUCCAGAGGUCGCCUAGUAUCGUGCCACAGUACACAAGCAGCGCAUUCUCUACUGGCUCGGCCAAGCUUCCGGGUGUUCCUGUCGUUGCGUAUACACGCGUCAUACCUAAGUUUCCACUACACGACCUGCCUGCUUCUCAAGCCUGCGAGCAUACCUAUCAAAAUUAAACAGCACAACCAAAACCCUUUGGUUUGCUGUUUCUCGGGGUUUCAAAUUGUAAAAUCUUUUCAACCCAAUAUGCACUCUUGCACACACUCCUACUUGGACUGGUGCUCUCUGCGUCUUUGGUAGUUGCCACAUUGUCUUAAAAUUCUAGCAUACGGGAGUAAGAUAAAAGCGCCUCUUAAACAGCCAAACGAACUGCACAUUUACGCAAGAUAUCAUAACGUGUGCGUUAGUAGAAGUGGGUGGUCGAUAUCCAGUUGUCCCUUAAUAAAACUGUCUGGCGAGAGAAGUGAUCUUGACGAUUAUAGGGGACCAAUGGACUUAAGUCGAUAUAGCUCACUCUAGGGGACCUUUGAAUCCGUCGAAUUUUUAACGCCUUCAUGACAUCCAAAUGGUUGGGAGACUGUCUUCCUGCAUAUACAUGAAUUCACCUGGGCAGAACAUGUUCUUUAAUGACACUCAGUAACUACUGUCAUUGGAAAAGGUAGAAGUGCAAUUGCUCUUGUCAAACGACAUCUCGACUAAUUGUUACGGUAUGCUUUCUUGAAUUUUCCAUUUUGAAAACAGAUGGUCUUAAGCUUUUUCUCUUCAUACGCGACCACCGCCAUCAUCUGAUACCUAAAAGGAUCCUUUCUGCAUUCGACAGUAGCACAAAUUCUAAAAACUUGCCCAAGUUCACUUAAAUCGGAAGUGCUUUUUGAAACGAAAAUCGCGACCUUUAAAGCAUCCUCCUAUUCACUGAUCUCACCGUCGCCUGUUUCAGAUGCUUUCACUGAAGGGAAUCGUAGUAAUUCAUUAAAACAUUCUUCCAUACCUACCGUCUGACUAUGCUAAGCGUGUUCUAGAGACUGCUAACCGACGACGGAUUCCAUGACACCUCAUGGAGGCAUCUGCCAUGUGUGAUUCUGUUUUGAACCCAAUAAACUAAAAAAUUGUCUCUGGCAAUUGGCUUCAUCUCGUCAAGACUAGUUACCUGACUCCGGAUCUUAGAACAAUCUCCUCGGCGAUGGUAAGAGAACUGAUUCUGUUCAUUCCCGAAAUUUCGUGAAAAGGCUAACUGACAGAAGAGUAAUAUUAAAAACAUGAACCAUUUUGCAUAUAAAGGAUGAAAAAGAGAUGUUUGACAGAUGACCCCAUUAAACAAAAAGUGUGUUUGGAGCGAAUGUCAAACGAAGGAAGGCAAGUGUAAUAAACGUUCAAAAUAGUGUUUUAAAUCCCUUGGUAACGAUCUGUCUUACAUAAGACCAAGACGGUUAACGUAUGCCGUCAGAAUAGUUGGGAUUCGCUUUUUCGACGACAGUAUGUCUUGUUUCCUGAUGAUAAUCUAUAAUGCAUCCUCGGGAUCCGACAGCUAAACCUGGUUAAAUUGACUAAGUAGUUUAUUUUCCCUUGCCUCAAACGUCUGCGCUAUCACGGGCUGAUUUAUUAUUUCCCAGGUUUCUAUAUUCUGAACUAUUCUACCGCAUUUCAAAUACCACACAGCAUGUCAUCUGAUGGCACUUUUGCGCUGAAAGAUAUAAACCUAUGUUUUCAAUCAGACGUUGACAAAUCUAUUUAUUCCGGUUUGCCUUAUAACAGUGAGCAGUUUGUCCGUAUGACACCCGCAGCAUUCUUCAAAGUGGUUAGCGUAUUCAUGUACGCUGAAGAGAUUGUCCAACUAUCUUAUUGGUCGGUUUCAAAUUGUUUCAAAACUUUGAAAAAGUUUGAUUGUACCACCUUGCAUGCUAAAAAGAGGACGGUUUCUCUAGCAAUGCAGUAUUUAAUGCAUGCUUGUGUCUGUUCUGGACAAGUUACUCUUGGAUCUUAGGAGAUAGGUUCGGCUCUUGGUCUAAAAAACGGAACAUCAGUCGGCAGAAAUUGCCCAGCGUAAACGACAACAGGUCUGGUUUUCUUUUUAUGCCGCACUCCUCGAUUACGCAAAUUUCUGCCUAUUUUCAUUUCUAAUAUUACAAGGCACGGAAGGAAAAUUUCGGCCUUCUGCUAGUAAAUCAGUGUUACUAGAAGUUUAAGUUGGUAUGUCCCAGUUUCUUAAUCAUAUCAGUAGGUUUGGAGCAAUUUUACUUAACGGCGCAAAUGGCAGAAUCUAAUUUGUUGCCCUCUCAAGCCUUUUUAAAAAAACAACCAUCUCAUACUUCUAUUCAUGGUUGAGAGUAUUCGAAAGCGCUGUUUAUAAAUUCGUCAAGCACAUAAGAAAAGCAGCAAAGGCCUCUGUCAUUUUUUAUUGCCCUCUUCUGAUAAAGCUUCUAACGGAUACCAGGGAACGCCACAAGAAGGAUCCCCUGUCAGGGAGGUACAGCAGCCGCCAGGACAACCCGCAGUGGAAGAGGGAAAUUUGGCGAAAGCAGAUCUGCAACGGGUAGGUCAUAUGAAUGUCUUACGUGGCCAGUAAAACUUCUGAGACUGUGGAAGGAGGACUGAAAUCAUACUGUCCUACUUGUUAGUGUUUGGUGAGGCAGACUGGGAGGGUUAUUAAAAAGCUGGUCAAAGUCCAACCCUUUGACCACUGGGAUGCAAUUCUAUUUUAUGUCACUUCUGAUGUGGAACAUACGGAAGAGAGAAGCCAGACUUAGUUAUCUGAGUGGAAUGUAGAAAUAAUUAUUCGGAAGUAGAAAAUUGGUGCAGGUGAGAAACUCAAGUCCACAUUGUGAAACAGGGUCGAUGAUAAAAAUUGGAUUUAAUCAGCUGGUAAGAAACCACAUUAUCAUGCCUUAUUGGGGGAAGGAUUGAUGUUUGCCGCAAGUAUAUAAACGAGGCUUGCUUUUCGAUGUCAGUGGCUCUCUUAACUCGUUGAAGGACACAGUAAUGCGGCUAUUGUCAUUCUGCCUAUCAUUUACACGUAAUACGUCCGAACAGCAAAUAAUGCCAGCGCGAAAUCGCAUCCUCUGAAGUUGGAAAAGUACAAUCUUUGUGUGGUAGUGAGGAUUACUAACGUAACAUGCCUAUUUACCUAGUAAUUGCGGUCUCCACCCAUCUACGGGGAUCAAAUAGCAUGGGAUAGCCAGUAAUGCCUGCAGUUGGGCUUCGGCUGGCUGACGGCGGAAAAUAAGCCAACAGUGAUUAUUCUAUUUUCGCUUAUUUUCUCUCGGCAAAAUCUUGAAUUACCGACUGCUCCUUACAAUGUGCCUACCUUUGAUAGCUCUAUUGAGGAGCUCCUAGACAGGAUGACACACCUAUGUUCCGACACGCGAUCUGGACAUAUCCUUGAACGUCGCAAUCGAGGUUUCUAAUAUCCCGAGCGUAGACUACAGAGGGCUGGUCCAUGGCUUAAGUGGAUGAGCGUAAAUUCCUAUCGCAAAUUCGGUGUUAGAUCUGGCCGGCUUGGGUUUUGGACACUGCUGACUCAACAGGACAAGGAGAAGACAGAAAUGGCUAUAUAUUCCUGCCUCAUUCGAGGUUGUGUGACAUUUUUAUUUGAGCAAUUUCAACUUUUAGCUGAGUCCACUCGUGGUCGAAUUUUUUUGGCCUAUCGCUAAUUCUUACCUGGAAUGCAAGGUAAUCAAUCCAGGUUUAUUACUUUAGGCUCAGACGAUAUUCCUACAUGUUUUUAUAAGAUUCAUGCCAAAAGGAUUUAUUGAGAAUAUUAGCAGGACAUGGAAAGCCUGGGAACACAUGAAGCUAAAUUAUUAAAUGCUCUCAAGCUUUGCGUUAAACAAACGCGGAACACUUUGUGACUAGUGUCUCAAAUGUUUGCUCAAUCACCUGUGCAGUCGCCGGCGACGCCACCUAAAUCAAAUGAACAGAAUCAAACCAAUGCAGCCGACUCUAGGGAUAGCCUCGACUUUGCCGGUGAUGAUCUUAUUCGGAGAGCCGAAAUGCGCGCUCAUGAACGGCAGAAGCGGCUAAUGCAUGAAGUCGGAAUUGAUGAGUCUUCGGGCUUCAACGAACGGCCGGAGGGCAGUGUACGGUUAGACAAGAGUGCAGAUCAUUCGCCGAGACCUACCUCCAUUGUGGGGCCUCCUUCUGGUCCAACGGAGGGUCAGGACCCUCAUCACUUGACACAGAAGCAGCUUCUGGAGCGACACAUGACGGGUGGACGGUUUAUCUCAUACGUCAAUCGCCCUCCUUGGCAUACCACCCUGGACGACAAUGAUACCGCUUAUGGGCCUAGAAGACGAAUCGAAGAAUCAUCUCUAGCGAAUGGCCCUCGUGACCAGAGGACAACCAACCAGAUGGACUUUCCGUCUUAUACGGUGUCGGAAAUGAGCGUAAGUGACUGCGCCUUCAGUGUCUUAGACGAUAUGAUUGGACAUAAGAAAAUGACUCAUUCUGUUUACAUGGAUACCAGUCGGCAAAGCAGUUUUUUGUAUGUCUAAAUCACAAGAACUUUUGUUCAACUCUUUUAUGACUUCUUGCUCAUUGAGCCCUUAAAGUGGGGCAGAAGCACUGACUGCAAGGUAAAUGAUAUUUGUGGCGCUUUCUGACUGCGUCGUGCAACUUACCUCUUCGUACACUCCCAACAAGCACUUUGGCCUGAGCGAAAAAAUUUCGUUUCUGUAGUAGCCCAUGCCUUUAUUACAAACCGUUUUUUCUUCCUAAAUUCGUGCCAAUUUAUGUUUUUCCACUCACGGAGACAUCUCUUUCCGGUGCACAUGAUUGCUUUGCCUUAGAAAAUCGAUCUUGGCGAAGCGAAAUUCUCUGGCAAUUAGCUGACUUCUGGAGAAAAAGUGUUUUAGGACAAGCGUCACUUCGUCGUUAGCGUUAAUGAAUGUCGGGAUAAAGGUUGGGAUGAAAGUUAGCUUCAAUAAGUGUUAUCGACCAGGCUAAGGGAGACUGGUGCCGUUUUAUACUUUUUGGCCAUCAUCUAUUUAGAAUCAGGUGAUAUGCAGAGGGUGGAGAGGAGCUUCCAAUGGCUGAUUUUGUUAUUUGACUUAACCUAUUCUGACGGUUGCGAAUUCCAUUUAGCAAUAAAUGACAUACAAUGAGCUUCUCCAACGUAAACAACGAGAUCACAAAACGUGUCGAUGAGGAUGCGGUGCUGACUUUGACGUGGACUUCUUUACAACGAAACACGCCUUUUCUCUACCUGCCUCUGCUCUCGCACUUACAUCAUUUUUAAACGGCAGGAUAGUAACAACGGUUUGGGAGUAACUACUGGCGUAGUGGCUGAGAAAGUACCUACAUCAACCCACAUCAGAGGGAUUGUGAUUCCCAAGCGCACGCAUACCACACUUCAACUGCUACCAGUAGCAUCUCUUAGAACUCAAUUAUCACAAAUGCUUCGUUACGAGGGAGCCAUUGCAGAAAACUGUCCCUACGUCCUGAGCUAUUUCGCUGGUUGGUAACCUUUCAGGCCACGGUUAUUAGCAUAUCGUGCCCCUCUUAGGCGCAUCAGAUUUAUUGUAGCGAGGACUCUCCUAGACCCGCAUUAUGAAAUGUAUAUCAGUUCAGGCCUCACUUUCCCGAUUCCAUGCAGCAAUAGCUCCUCUACAUACAUAUCCCCUCACACAUUGUGUGACAUUGACUGAAAGACUAAGCAGUUUCACAGCAUUUUUUUCCAACGCCACAAGCUUUAGCUGGUUGGAAUUCAGACUUGGCAAAUGACCUAUACCAAUGUAAAGAGGUGAAAAGUUCUGGUGACGGACGGCCAGCAGACUGGGACCUCCUAAAUGAGUCACAGUUAUGGCAGUUGUAUGCAGACGGUUUGACCAAAUCUGACUGCUAUUGGUCUGUUAUACCGGCUUCCACCUUUUAAAGGCCGCAAGACCUUUGGCAACGAAUAGUCGCUACGAGAGAUGCACUUGGCUACCAAAUCUAGCGCCCGACUUCGAUAUUGAGAAAAAGAACAGGCGAAGUCUGGCGGCAAGACUCCCUCAGAAGAACGGUGAGGAUAACCGAGACGCGAGUAAUGGACCGUCGGCAGCUCUACUAUCCAAAUUGGUAAGUCCCACCCUCAUUUUUUAAUGCUUGAGAAGUUAACUGUUGAAGAGAUAUUCUUUUAAAAGAAGGCAUAUUUUGUCCAUACAAACAGGUUCUGUAUGACCUGUUGACAGGUGUAGAUAGGACUACUUAUACCUACAGCGGCUGCACAGCAUGCUACGCGGUCCCACGAGGCGGGACUGCCCGAAUAGAGUGUGAAGACGUAAUCAAUACGACCGACAUCUUUGCAACGACAGGAUCCUCGGCUGAGGAUGGAAGACAAGCUACAGGGCCUGCGUGAACCGUCCUGACGUGGUGGAGCCGGAACAUGGGCUUCGUGCAUCAGGGCGAUCUCAGUCGCACAUUUGUCAUCAAAGUCACGUAAGAAGAAAAGGCAUAACGGGUCCAGUAGAGGCUGCAUACGUUUGCUGUGCCGAGUAACCCUAGUGGAGAUGCCCAGCACAGGCUUCCAACACGACCUUUUAAGUCAAAGCCAGACGUGACUGUUGUAGAUUGAGUCAGAUCUAAAAGUGGCUGUCUCAAUAUGUAGCUGCAAACGUCUGUUGAAAUUCACAGGAAAGUGAAUGCCACAAACUGGCAUCAAGAAACGCGUAUUUAACCAGGACCAUGUCACAAAAAUACUGGUGUUUAGCGAGAGGAGGCUGGCGACCAGUCUUUCGCAGCUCAUACCUCGGCCAAAUAAUCCACAAAUCGCACACCUAACAGAAUUCCACGACACUAUUGCUUGAGAAGCCCAGAACCUGCGUGCGCGAUGGACCUAAUAUGGGCUCUUCUUACCAGACCAAUUGUGGAAAACACGGCAGCCACGACAGGAACGGUUAAGAUCCAGUACAGCCGACGUCCUUAUCAUCUAAGCUACGAGGCCCUAACCGGAUGGAUUCUCCAAACCCGCCAAGGACACCAAUGAAGUCUCUUUUCGUAAGUUGUAGAACCUCACGGUCAGAAUAGAAAUUGGCCGGACACAGAAAUAGGAACCUUCCUGUGGUAAAGGCGGCCUUGCUCUUAAUUCCAAGAAGAUUAGGGUUGGGACACAGGAGUGGGAACCCUCACUGGAAUUCAGUACAAGGCCACCAGUGUUGCGGGGAUCUACUGUCUGUCUCACCAAGGAAGUUAGAGUUGCAUCGCAAACGACACUCGCAUUGGGAUUAAAGCACUGAUGAACCAGGACAGGUCCGGUUAUCGACCGCCAGUGCAUGUUUUUGACGUUUGCCAUUUGCUUAUAUUAGAUUUGAGUGUACAGUUCCUGUACGCCGUCCUACAGCCCUUGUACGGGAAAUCUACUUUUCUCCUAUUGCAGGUAAUCGGGUGCAAUGGUCGCUAGGUUGAGCAGCAACUCCAGCCCUUAUCCCGGGUUUGUAGGCAGCAUAAGCCGGAACUCAUGCACACUGUUCAUAUAAACCAUGAUAUUUUACUUUUAGGCCGGCCAUACCUACGGUGCGCGGGGACGAAUAACGGCGCCGUAUGCUUCGCACGAAUAA
Spirometra erinaceieuropaei is the source of this 16650-nucleotide messenger RNA. The record is from the annotation of a GenBank genome assembly. Lineage: Eukaryota; Metazoa; Platyhelminthes; Cestoda; Diphyllobothriidea; Diphyllobothriidae.